AUGUCGGAUGACGAUUCGAGGGCCAGCACCAGCUCCUCCUCAUCUUCGUCCUCCAAUCAGCAAACCGAGAAAGAAACAAACGCCCCCAAGAAGAAGGAGAGUGAAGUCAGCCUGAGCAAAAACUCCAGACUCCUCUCUACCAGUGCCAAGAGGAUUCAGAAGGAACUGGCAGACGUCACUGUAGACCCUCCACCUAACUGCAGUGCUGGUCCCAAAGGUGAUAACGUCUAUGAAUGGAGAUCAACCAUUCCGGGGACUCCGGGAUCCGUGUAUGAGGGUGGUGUAUUCUUCCUUGAUAUCACUUUUACACCAGAAUACCCCCGCAAGCCUCCAAAGGUUACAUUUCAGACAAGAAUCUAUCCCUGUAAUAUUAACAGUCAAGGAGUUAUUUGCUUGCACAUGUUAAAAGAUCAUUGGAGUCCAGCACUAACCAUUUCUAAAGUUCUUUCUGUCUGCUUCCUUCUUACAGACUGUAAUCCUGCUGACACUUUGGUGGGAAGUAUUGCCACUCAGUAUAUGACCAACAGAGCAGAACAUGACAGAAUGGCCAGAGAGUGGACCAAGAGAUACACUACAUAAAUUGGGUUUUCACAAUUCUCAUUUGUCUGUCACAGAGAG
Molecule: messenger RNA, 618 nt
Organism: Zalophus californianus (California sea lion)
Lineage: Eukaryota; Metazoa; Chordata; Mammalia; Carnivora; Otariidae
Product: ubiquitin-conjugating enzyme E2 E1-like
Exons: 1
Coding region: 1-579 (192 amino acids)
Biological process (GO): protein polyubiquitination
Cellular component (GO): nucleus
Molecular function (GO): ubiquitin conjugating enzyme activity
Source: RefSeq, a predicted model, not a curated record